Fusarium venenatum is the source of this 354-nucleotide messenger RNA. NCBI's taxonomy places the organism in Eukaryota, Fungi, Ascomycota, Sordariomycetes, Hypocreales, Nectriaceae. The record is from RefSeq and is a predicted model, not a curated record.
AUGUCGGACACAAUUCAUCUCAACGCCUCGCACAUCCCACUUCUCCGUGGCUUCCUAGCAACUUUCCAAGCCCGUAUCGACGGGCUUUUUGUUCGUUUCUCUAACUCUGCGAACUCAGAGACAAUGUACCCGAAUCAGACAGCGAGUUGCUGCGACACAUGGAUAUUCUCCUACACCAAUGCUGCCUGGAACUCAGUUGGAACAUUCAGACUUACGGAACAUACAAGGAGCUCCGGGAUAUGGUUCAGCCAUCUUAAUUCAGACUUACUAGCCCUUGAACUAGAGCGUAUAUGCUGUAGGAAGUACGUCAUAAUGGACAAGCUUUCUAUUGAAAAAAGCAAAGAUUGUCAAUAG